ACGUUAUGCACUAAGAGCUUCUCAGUUUGCAUGCAGUUCAGCACGUUAAUAGCAUUUUGGCUAACAACUAGAACUUCACCAUCACACAAGCGUCAUGUGCCUGCCAAAGCGAGUCAGCGGUGCGAGCAUACAGAGCGUUUCCACAGCUAUAGGAAACCUUCUAUGCUUCAACUUUGGCUUAAUUUUCGGAAUUACGCCAGCACAUAUGACCCUGUAUGAGUCAGAGAUUAAAACGCCAUUGAACGUAGUCGCAGAUCCCACGGACACGGCAUUGUUAACCGGAUAUCUCUUUCUGAGUGCUGCAGUCGGCGCCGCAUUAUCCGGUUGCCUAGCAUUGCGAAUUGGUCCAAAAUCAGUGCUUCUUUGCUGUGGACUUCUGCAGAUUUUUAGCUGGUUCUGCAUUCACUUUGGCUUCGACAUCGUUCACAUCUACGCCUCCCGCAUCUUUGGAGGCGUGGCCGCUGGUGCCGCUUUUGUAGUUUUACCAAUUUUUAUUAAUGAAAUUGCCGGAAAUCGGGACAAGGCGGCUCGUUUGACCUUCACAAUCGAACUGUGGCGCACUUUGGGCAUCCUUUCUGGCAUUAUUCUGGGCUUCUAUGUGUCCUAUGAUUAUGUCAACAUCGUGGGCUGCAUCACAUCGUGUGCUUUCUCUCUGUGCUUUCCCUUUGUGCAGGAGAGUCCACACUAUUAUCUGAGAAAGGGAGAUGUUGCGUGCUUGGAGAAGUCCUUGCGUUGGUAUCGCGGCAUACGUGAUCUUGAUGAUCGUGAGAAGCCUGAGUAUCUGCUGGAGUUGGCCGAGUUCAAGGCGCAGCUAAAGGAUCAGGGUAAGAGUAUUGGCUCGUCGCCCUUGUCUCAUUGCUAUGUGGUACGUCUCAUCUGCGUGAGCUUUUUGCUCACCGUUUGUGCCAAGAUGAGUGGCGUCUUUGUCGAACUAAACUAUGCUGCUGAUUUUCUUGGACGCACUGGCUCCUCCAUCCAGUUGAAUUACUUGAUCCUUGCUUCGGCUCAAUGUGUGGGUGCGUUGAUGGCCCGUCUGUUUGGACCGCAUCUGCCGCGCAAGCUGCUGCUCUGUCUCUCCUCACUCCUCGCUGCCACUGCAGUCGCUGCCUUAGCCCUGUUCAAACAGUUUGGUCAUAACUGGACUCUCGGCAUCUGGUGCGAGCGAUAUCUUCCCAUUGUUCUACUCGCCUGUCAGCUCCUUUUUAUCAGCUUUGGACCUUAUCCUCUUGCCGCUGUCAUCAGCAGUGAAGUUAUCCCCACGAAGCUGCACGACCUGCUUUAUUCGAUUGCCUCGGCAUUUUCCUGGCUGCUGCUUUUCGGAAUGAUUGAGGGUUUUAAUGCUGUGAAGACAUCGCUUAGUCCUGGGCUAUUACCGUACUUGUUGGUCUUCGCAGCUGCCUCGAUAUUCGUAGGCCUUAUUUCACUGCCUCUGCUGCCCGAGACACGCAAUCGUCGUCUGUCGGCUGUGCAACGGGAACUGGGUUAUGUGGAGCAGGGGGCGAGGCAUGUGGCCAAGACAACCGAUAUCAUUAACGGACACAUUGCCACUCAUCUAUGAACAGCAGCUCCCAAUUAGUAGUACUAAGUUUUUGGUACACUUUUAUAAGUAAAUCAGUAUUUAAUAAAUUUAAGCAAAUGACAAAAAA
Drosophila innubila is the source of this 1646-nucleotide messenger RNA. RefSeq names its product facilitated trehalose transporter Tret1. Gene Ontology annotation, biological process: transmembrane transport. Lineage: Eukaryota; Metazoa; Arthropoda; Insecta; Diptera; Drosophilidae. Gene Ontology annotation, cellular component: membrane. Bases 95 to 1558 code for a protein of 487 amino acids. The transcript is spliced from 6 exons. Gene Ontology annotation, molecular function: transmembrane transporter activity. The record is from RefSeq and is a predicted model, not a curated record.